This is a messenger RNA of Racocetra fulgida, 345 nucleotides long. NCBI's taxonomy places the organism in Eukaryota, Fungi, Glomeromycota, Glomeromycetes, Diversisporales, Gigasporaceae. The record is from the annotation of a GenBank genome assembly.
AUGACUGAUCACGUGGCAAGCGCUGAAGAAAGUACUUUCGACGACACAGUUAAUGCUGAAGCUGGUCCUUCUUAUGUGGUUAAUUCUGAAGCUGCCAAUAUUUCUUAUGUGGUUAAUGCUAAAACUGGCACCUACGAGACUUAUGAAUAUAUAAUUGAGGAUAAGACUAGUAACUCUUGCAAAGGUGUGCCUCUUGGGAAAAUUAAUGAAGUUGACUUUUCUUCCUUAAGUGUUGGUUAUACGUUCCAAACGUGGGAUGAGGUUGAUUUUUUUUCAAAGCUUACAAUCAACACUUUGGAUUUUCUGUCAUCAAAAAAAGAGUUGAGCAAUGUAAUGACGGGAUAA